Messenger RNA from Carassius carassius (crucian carp), 1565 nucleotides. Its product is annotated as PAK4-inhibitor INKA2-like. The record is from RefSeq and is a predicted model, not a curated record. Bases 443 to 1393 code for a protein of 316 amino acids. The transcript has 2 exons. Gene Ontology annotation, cellular component: nucleus. Lineage: Eukaryota; Metazoa; Chordata; Actinopteri; Cypriniformes; Cyprinidae. Gene Ontology annotation, molecular function: protein serine/threonine kinase inhibitor activity; protein kinase binding.
UCAUGAUGAACUGACCACUGGUGUGAAAGCGUGACGCUUUUGUUUACGAUCAGCCGUUAGUAAAUCCUAUUCAGGAACUUUCCCUUUAAAUCAACGUGAAUUAAGCCACAUGACACCACACACACUUCCGUGGCUUGGCUGUACUUCCUCGCCUGUGCUGAGCUGUAUGUCAUCUGAAUAUCUAACCAGCAGUGUGUCAGAGGCGAGAGAAAUAUUAUAUUUGUAUAAAUUAUUUUAUAUUAUUAUAUUAUAGCAAACACCGCUGGUCCUACCUCCCGAAUGAGCAUUAAACACAAAGGCGGGAAAAACAAAUAACACAGCGGACAGCGACAUCUGAGGAACUAAAGUCUUAACGAAUUAACCUGCGUUUAGCUAAUACAGUAAGUAUUUUAAUUUUGUAAUUCAGCAGUUGUUGAGGGAAGACCAAACGGAUCUCGGUGACAUGGACAGCAACCUCCGGCGUCUAAAACAUGAACUGGAUUCUUUGUGGCAGUCGGAUGAGGGUCUCCAAGCUCAGAUGAAUUCUGUUAUCGGUGCCCUCCAGGAGCUCAAACUCUUGCAGGUCCAGACUGCGCUGGAGGAGCUGGAGUUCUCCAGUAAAACAAGCCAGGGCUCUUCAUACACUGGCAAAAUGCUCGAUCAUAUAAACUACAGUUCAAGAAUAACCCACCUGAACCAAACACAGAAUCCAGAAAAAAUUCUUUCACAAGAAUGUUUCAAGACUGAGCUUACCAUGGAACCAUCUUUGUUCCUCACUAGUUCUCCAGCAAAGAACCGCCGUAUUCCCAAGAGGGUUUACGGAGGAAGUCUAAGCACUUCUUCCUCUUUUUCCUCUCAGGAAGACACAACUGACAACAGUUUCUCCUCAUAUGAUAUUGAUGACUCCACUGACUGGACAGCCUCAUUGAUGAACCAUAGUAGAAACAGACAGCCAUUGGUAUUGGGCGACAAUGUUUUUGCUGAUUUGGUUGGAAACUGGCUGGACUUGCCUGAUGUUGGAGGCCAGGUGGCAGGUGAGGAUCAGAAUGACUCCAGUCUUAAAGAAACGCUUUCAGAGUCAUCAACUAGUGGUCACUCUCAAGAUCUCUCCAGGAAACUCUCACUAACGGCUACCAUCUUCAAGCGGGUCCUACGCCGCGUUCGGCCAUGGCACCACCAAGAAAGCGAAGGAAUGGAUGUCUGUAAACAACCAAAAAUCACAUGCAGAAAGCCAAAGUCAGAUAUCAGCAAGCCAUUCUGGGUGAAAACAAGAGGAAUGAAGAAGAAAACCACACCCACCCAACAAGAGGGCGUGACUUAUCAGGGGUCAGAGGGUUUGACUGACAAAGGAUGGGUGGAGAUUGUAGAGAAACAUCCAUCUGUGUUUGAUUACAGCUCAGCUGUGUGGGUCUAAUAUAAUUCUUCAUAAAAUACACUGUUACACAUGUUGUUAGACAUAAUUAGUUGACUUUAUGAUCAAAAUUGUUGUAACAUGAUGCUGAAGUGCACCUAGUUGGCAAUUCGUUAUUGCAACAUUUCAUAUUCAAGUCAAAAACAUACAGUAAUAUGGAAAUAGUCUAAACAAA